Messenger RNA from Polistes canadensis, 6102 nucleotides. Its product is annotated as protein PF14_0175-like. The transcript is spliced from 6 exons. NCBI's taxonomy places the organism in Eukaryota, Metazoa, Arthropoda, Insecta, Hymenoptera, Vespidae. The record is from RefSeq and is a predicted model, not a curated record. Bases 161 to 5716 code for a protein of 1851 amino acids.
UGUUUCCACAGAUAGUCAAAUAAAUAUCGCGCCGGAUUGUAGAAAAGUAUUUUCCAUUGGUUAACGUACUCUUAUAAAAACACGUGUUUUCUUGGCUUUCCUUUUUUCUUUUAAUAACCGUUUAAUUGUAUGUGAUAUUUAUUAAAAUAAUAAUAUUACAAUGCCGCGAUCAGUAAAAGAUUGUGACGAAGAUGUGGAAUCGAAAAUUGGUCGCAGAACUCGUGGAGCACUUGCAAAUCUUGUAACAGAUUCACCAGUCCGUCGCAGUAAUAGAAAUAAAAUGUCUGCGAAACAAUCCAGCUCCUCUUCCUUGGAUGAAUUAAUUACGGAAACAAGUACACAUAAUCUUCGUGGAGGUACACGAGACUCGAAUACAUUGGAUACAUUGUCUUCAGAAGCACAACCAAAAAAAAUGACAAGAAGAAGCGUAGCAGCAACGAUUGCUCCAGAUACACCGAAAGCUGAUACCCGGCCUAAACGGUUAACAAGGGCUGGAUCAGAAAUAGCAUCUACACCUUUAAGAUCAACUCGUAAAACAAGAGCUAGUUCUAUGGAUCCUGAACUAACACUUGAAGAAACAAUCGAAGAAACUCAAAGCAGAAUAAAUACACCGAUAAAAGUAAAAAGAAGAGCAUCAAUAUUACCAUCUCAAUCAACUCUCAUAGAGGAAGAAGAAAAAAUUCCAGUUGUAGAAUUAGAGAAGAUGGUAAUUGAAGUUGAUGAAACACCUACGAAGGUAAUCACAACUAAUGAAACAACGCCUGAAUCACAACAAAAUAAAUCUUUUGAGAAGAUUAAGAGUACUGAUAAAAUACAAGAAGAAAAGGAUCUUAACUCCGCUGAAGGACUAGUUGAUGAUUCUUCUCAAAAUAAUCGGACGGAAAUUAGUGAAGCUUCUAAAAAUUCAUUAUCUGAUAAAAUAAAUACCCCAAAGAAAGAUGAAAAUCCUGCUGUUGUAUUAACCAAAGAUGUCUCAACAGAUUCGUUGAUAGAAAUAAUUUCAAAAAGUGAAAAUACAUUAAAUGUUUCUAUAGAGAAAGAAAAAGGAAUGAAUUCCAGCAAUGAAGAAAAUGAAUGUUCUAAUGUAAAUAAUUCAAUGUCUGAACAGAAUAAAAGUACAGUUAAUCCAAAAAACAUACGCAAAGAAACUUCUACAGUUGUAAUGGAUACAUCAAUGAAAGAAGAUAAAAAUGUAGAAAGUGAUGUAGAAAACAACGAUAAUAUAAAAUUAGAUGGUUCCUGCUUAACAGAAUCUUCAAUGGGUUCAUUGGAUUCUAAUAAUACAGUAAUAAAUAACAGUAAUGUAAAUAUUGACAAUGUUCACAAUUUAGAGAAAGGAAAUAAACGUGUAUCCGUAUCAAGUACUGAAGAAAUUUCAUCGAAUGAAAAAGUACAUGAAACAAGUAGCUCAAAUAAUGAGAAAAAGAAUAAGUCAACUAUUGAGAAUUUAAAUGAGUCGAAUACCGUAUCACAUAAAGUGUUAAUAAAUGAAGAAGAUUCCAUACCAAAAGAACAGUCUACAAUAAAUGAUGAUAAUAGCAGUCAGAUACAAAUUAAAACAAUUAUUGAAGAAGAACAACGUUUAGAAACUAUUAUUCAGAACAAAAGUGAUACAGAAGAGACAAAUGGUAAAGAUGAAAUUAAAGAUAAGGCAAAUGUAUCUGUAAAUCCAAAAGAGAUUCUUACAGAUACAUCUGCAAAGAAGGAUAAUUGUAGUAAUGACGUAAGUGCAACUGAAAUAUCAAAUGUUGAGAAUAAUGAGAAAAAAUGCGAUCAAACUGCUGAAGUUGUUUCUACUUGUAAAAAUUCAACUGUUACUGAACAUAUUGACUGUUCUACCAAUGAUAAUCAAGAUAAUAUAUCUACUGAAUCAACAAUUGAAUCAUGUCUUGUUUUAGAAAUGAGCAAUGAUUCAAUUAAGGAUCUUCCCAAUGAUGCAAAUUCAACUAAAUGUUCAUUAAAAUUACAAUCUUCAGAACUUUCCAAUUCUAUUUCUGAAAAAAUUGAUUCUUCCACUGUUACAGAGUCCCAUGACAUACCAGAAGCAGAUUUACCUGAUAAGGAAAAGGAAUCUAAAAUAAGAUCAUUACCAAAAACACCAGUAAAUAAAAAGAAAUUAGUUACUGAAUCCAGUAUAUUAAAGUCAAAUGAGAAAAAGAAGAAGGAUGAUGUCCAAGGUGAUGAGGAUAGUGAUGAUGAUGUCUCAAAUAUAAAGGAAUUGUUCCAAGAUAUCUCUGCUGAUAAAUGGAAACAGAAAAGUAAGAAUAUUAAUACUGAAACUCAAGAUAAUUCAGUAAACUCGGCGACAACAGUAAAAUUGGAAACUGAUAGUGAAACAGAAUGUGAUCUUCUUUUAGUAGAUAAACAAGCAUGGUUAGCUGCAGAAAAAUUAAAAGCCAUAAAAAAUAAAGAAACAUUCGAUUAUGACUCUGAUGAUACGAUUAUAUUAAAAACUGAAUUGGAUUACCUAAAUGAUAAAUUGAGUAAUACGAAUAACAAAGAAAUAAAAUCUAAGGAUACAGUACAGGACAAUGAUAAUAAUUCUGAGAUCAAAGAAAAUACAGAAAAAUCUAAUAUCAGUUCCACGCAGUUAAGUAAGGAAGUACAAGAUGUGGAUGAAAUAGAAGAAAUUUCCAAUAAAUCAAUUAAUAAAACGAUUACUGAUAAAAAUGAUAUGAAUAUAUCAUCACAUAGUACGUCCAAGAAAGAAAAAUCACGAAGCAGGUCUUCAUGUAAUGUUAGCAAAAGCGAACUAACAAAGUCAUUAGAUAAACAAUUGGAAGAAGAAGAAAAUAAAGAAGAAGAAUAUGAUAAAGAAAUAUCUUUAACACAAAAAGUAUCUGAAAAUGUAGAAGCUACAGCUACGGUUGAUGUCAAUAAAGUAGAAAUAAAUCCAUCAGAAAGUAAGCUUAAACGGUCGUCAUUAGAUAAAAAGCAAAAUAAAAUUCGUUCCUUAAAUAGCUCAUUAAAUAGCUCAAUAAAUAAAACUAAUAAAUUAAAAUUAAAAUCUGAAAAACGCAACAGAUUAAACAUUUCUUCGAGCGAGGAAGAAGAAAAUGAUAAUAAUUCAGAAUGCGAUAAAAAUAAACUUACUCAAUUACAAUUAGGAAGUGGAAAAAAAAGAGUUAAUCCAAAUUACUCUACAAUGGUGCAUAUUGGUUCAGAUUUUUCCGAUUCUUGUGAUGAAAGUGUGGAUUCGAAUAAAAGAAAUAAUACUCCCAGAAUUCCUCGUUUCUUAUUUAGACAUAAGGAGGAUGAUAAAGAAAAAAAUGAAGAGGAUAACGAUAGUGAUGAUGGAUCCGUCGAAGGCAAAUUUUCAGAUAUAAGUAUAGAUUCUGAUAUUAAAGCAGAAUAUAAUCUUGAUGGUAAAACUAGAAAAUUCUCAGAUGAUGAUAUACCGGGAGAUGAAUGUAGAGCAUCGGAAUCUGAAUUUUCAGAUCCUGAUGACAAUGGCUCAGAUUUAACAGAUUUUGUUGUUAAUGAUGAUGAAGUUGAGGAAGAGGAAGAAGAAGAAGGAGAAGGAGAAGAAGGAGAAGAAGGAGAAGACGAAGCAGAAGAAGAAGAAGAAGAAGAAGAAGAAGAAGAAGAAGAAGUUGAAAUUGAAAUGGAAGUUGAAGAGCAGGAAGAAGACAAAGAAAAUACAAAACUAUCCGAAAAUAUGAAUAAAACAAAAGAAAUAGAUAGCAAGAAUACUACAAUAUCUUGUGAAGAAGAGGAUAAGGAAAUAGAUGACGAGAAAACAAAUAAAGGAUCUUCAAAUAAAAAAUUGAAUAUUUCUGAUGUCAAAAGUGAAAAGAAAAAGAAUAAUGAAGCUACGCAAGAAACUCAAAAUGAUACGACAUUUACAAAAAAGAAUAAAGAACCUAAUAUCUCAUUGACAUGUAGUACUCCUAAAAUCGAUGUCUUAUCAAAGCAAAAAUUAAGACAUAAUACUUCUAAAGGGGAAAACGAUAGGAAAUCUACAGAUAAAGUUUUAACAAAUGAGGAACAAGAGAAAGUACAUACAAAAAAUCUAUCUGCUGAUAAUUCUGAGAUAAAUACAUCAACAAUGAGUAAUUUAAAAACUACAAAAAAGAAAUGUUCUAUAAAAACUAGCUCUUCGGCAAGUUAUACAGAAUUAUUUGAUGAUCAAACAUUUUCUAAAAUGUUAUUAUCUAAGAACCGUUUAAAUAAAUCACUAUCACAAUGCACCGAGAUAACACCUAAGACAAAAUUUUUAAGGAAAGAAAAGUUAAAUGAUAGCUUUCCAAAUAUUAAAUUAGAAGAUAAGAAAAAUGUCUCUAAAACAAUCGAUAUCAAUGAUCAUAAAGAAAAUACUAGAGAAGAAGAUGAAAAUUCGAAAACUAUUACUGCAGAUGUCAUUGAGGAACUAGAAUCGAGCUCAUCUGCAUCAACUAAAAGGAAAAGAUCUGCAGAAAUGAUUGAUCUAAAUGAUCAAACUGAAUUGAAAAGUAAAGAAAAUAAAGUAAGUACCAAAUUGGAAAAAUAUAAUGGAUCUGACAAUGAAAACGAAAACUUUGAAAGUGAACUUAAAAAUGAUGAUAAGAAAAAGACAACGAAAAGUAAGAAAAAUAAAAAGAAUAAAAAUGCUAAGAAGGAAUUGGAGACAGCAAAUAUUGCUACUACUCCAAUGGCGAAGAAAAAUAUGGAUAAAGAUGAAGAAAUGGAAAAUGUAUCUAGUAAUAAUGAAAGUAAGACCAAGAACAAGAAGAAAAAGAAUAAAUAUAAGAAAAAUAUAGAAAUUCAAGAUAAGAGUAAUGAAAAGCUUAUGACUAUGGCUGAGAUUGAUAACAUUCCAAAUAAAAAGACAGCAAAGGUAACUUCAGAAGUUUCAACAUUGCAGGUAAAAGAAAAAUCAAAAAAACUAUUACGGAAAGAUACAAUUAAAAGUCCAGAUGCAGAAGAAUCUGUUAAAAGACCUUCAAGUACUCAAUUCAUUAGAUCAAAACAUGAAGCUUUAGAAGCUGCCAAACUUGCAAUUGAAAAGAUAAAAGCUGACAGAGAUAAGAAAAAAAAUAAUCAAAAAGACCAAUCGCAAAGAAUACAGCAACAAGAGAAAGAAAACAAAGUAAAAAAACCAGGUCAAAUAAUGACCAAGAUCUCUACACAAGGAAUUAAACGACUUCCUGCUGAUGUUAUAGAAAAUCUCUCUGAUGUACCGACUAAUCCUAUCAAAAAACAGAAAUUAAUAGAUAAAUCUGUGCAACAAAUGACAAAGAGUGGAUUUACAGGAAGGACAAAAAAUAAUCGAAAAGACCAAUCGCCAAGAAUACAGCAACAAGAGAAAGAAAUUAAAGUAAGAAAAUCAGAUCAAAUAAUGACCAAGAUCUCUACACAAGGAAUUAAACGACUUCCUGCUGAUGUUAUAGAAAAUCUCUCUGAUGUACCGACUAAUCCUUUCAAAAAGCAGAAAUUAUUAGAUAAAUCUGUGCAACAAAUGACAAAGUCACAUACAUCUAUGACAAAGAGUGGAUUUGUAGUAAGCUAUGUUACGAAAGCAAGAGGAGUUUCUUCAAAUUCUGGUAGUACAACAGAAUUUAAUAUUACUAAUUUACAAAAAACAAAGAAACGAUUACAAAAUGUUUCUCCUACUACAAUUUUUUUUAAAAAUAAGAUGUUAAAUAGGAAUUCACGAUAUCCAACUUCUUCCUAUAUAAUGUAUCUUCAGAAACAAAAAGCAGCUAACAAAGAUCAGCGUUUUACCAAACAACAAUAAAAUAUCUUAAUUAAUAGUUUAAAAUAUAAUAAUUUCUAUUUCGCAAAUUUUUACGUUAUUUAAUAACAAUUAUUGCUUUUAAUAUGGAUAGUAAUAUCAUAUAACUAAACGUGUUCUCUGCUAUAUUUAAUUAAAUAAUAAUAAUUAUAUGUUAUAGAAAUCAACUUGUUAUACAUACAUGUGUAUCCUUCAGUUUGUUUGUUUCUAUAAGUUUUACAGAGCGAAAAAUAUCCUCAAAAAAUACUAUAUAAAAUAAAUUAUCAAUUUGUUUGUUCGUUCUUUCAUUUUGUUUAUUUCCAAAUAUGCUGUUAUUUACAAUAUAGAUUUUAUCAUUAUGAUUAUAGUAUUAAAUGUAAUUCAAUAAAAAAAAAAAAGAAUUGUUUCAA